AUGAGUUCCGAUAACAAAUCCCAUACUCUCAACGAGAAAUAUGCCACUGACAAUGGAGCCCAUGAGCCGGGUAGCCUCGCGGCUCAUGUCAGGGGUCGACAAUUCAGCGUCGACCCAGAAGAUCAGACUAUGGUGCAGGGCGACCAGUACGCGCUGCACCGUGAUCUCAAGGGCCGACACAUGCAAAUGAUCGCCAUUGGUGGUGCUAUUGGUGCCGGUCUCUUCAUUGGUUCUGGUGGUGCCUUUCAGACUGGUGGACCUGCUUCUGUACUUCUCGGUUUCAUGAUCAUCGGUAAGUCCUACCUUAUGAUGCAGGCUCUUGCCGAGAUGUCCGUUAUGUAUCCGAUCAACGGCGCUUUCACAAUGUACAUCUGCCGCUUCGUUGAUCCCUCAUUCGGGUUUGCGUGCGGCUGGGAGUACGCCAUCAGUUGGUUGACUGUUCUUCCCUUCGAAGUAUCUGCCGCCUGUAAUAUUAUCCACUACUGGCCUGGAUCAGAGGGUAUCAACAACAGCGCUUGGAUCGUUCCAUUGCUCGUGGCCUUGGUUGCUAUCCAAUUCUUUGGCGUGAGGGGAUAUGGCGAGGUCGAAUUUGCCCUCAGUAUUCUCAAGAUCAUUGCUUGCAUAGGGUUUAUGAUUCUUGGAAUAAUAAUCGACUGCGGCGGUGUCCCAACAGAUGACAGAGGCUACAUUGGUGCAAGAUACUGGCAUCACCCUUAUGAGGCAUUUCUCAAUGGCUUCCACGGCUUCUGCAGUGUCUUUGUCACCGCAGCUUUCGCCUACACAGGGACUGAGCUAACUGGACUGGCUGCUGCGGAAACGGCCAACCCCAAAAAGGAGAUUCCACGGGCCUCCAAACAGGUUGUGUGGCGAAUCUUCAUCUUCUACAUCGUCAACCUCUUCCUCGUUGGUUUGAUCGUACCGGAGAACAGCCCCUUGUAUAGUGGUGAAGGCUCCACUUCGCGACAUUCGCCUUUUGUCAUUGCAAUUCAGCUGGCUGGCAUCAAAGUCCUCCCGUCCAUCUUCAACGCUGUCAUCUUGAUUGCAGUCAUGAGUGUUGCCAACUCUUGCACGUUCGGCUCGACUCGAACAAUUCAGGCCCUUGCUGCUAAUGGAAUGGGACCGAAGAUUCUGGCCUACGUGGACAAGAAGGGCCGACCCGUGGCCGUUGUCAUUCUCCAGCUACUCUUCGGCUGUCUGGCAUUCAUUAAUCUGGCAGACAACGGCGGCACCAUCUUCAAUUGGCUUCUGUCAUUGUCGGGUUUGUCAAUUCUCUUCAUCUACGGCGGUAUUGCCCUGGCUCAUAUUCGCUUCCGUGCGGCAUGGAAAGCACAGGGACAUUCCUUGGACGAGCUGCCAUUCCGAGCCGCCUUCGGAGUCUGGGGUUCGUGGGUGUGCUUGUUCAUCAACGUGAUCAGCCUUAUUGCCCAGUUUUACGUUGCGCUCUAUCCCAUCGGUGGUCCUUACCUGGACGCCGACACUUUUUUCCAGCUCUACCUCGCUGGCCCUCUCCUCAUCUUCUUGUACCUGUGCUGGAAGGUGUAUAGCUGGUUUUACCGACCACAAGACCGUCCAUUGUUCAUCAGAGCGAAGGACAUUGAUAUCUACACGGGUAUGCGCGACACUCAAGUCGAUAUCAGUGGCCCAAAUGUCCCAGAUGAGCAGAGACGCGCCAGCAUCAUGGAGCUGCAAGAGGAAAAGAAGAAGAGAGGUGUCAAGGACUGGGUUUUGGCUUUCCUCAGGAACAUCUUCUAA
Fonsecaea pedrosoi CBS 271.37 is the source of this 1752-nucleotide messenger RNA. RefSeq lists its product as uncharacterized. The record is from RefSeq and is a predicted model, not a curated record. Gene Ontology annotation, molecular function: amino acid transmembrane transporter activity. Gene Ontology annotation, biological process: amino acid transmembrane transport. The transcript has 7 exons. NCBI's taxonomy places the organism in Eukaryota, Fungi, Ascomycota, Eurotiomycetes, Chaetothyriales, Herpotrichiellaceae. Gene Ontology annotation, cellular component: membrane. Bases 1 to 1752 code for a protein of 583 amino acids.